AUGAUAUGUAGUUCCUGGCUUGCUUUGACUGACUUAUCAAAACAUAACAUUGAACACGGUCAAGGGAUAUUUAACAUAGUUAACUCUUUGAAUACUGAAUGGGUUAUAUUUACCGUCUAUAUAGUUAAACUGUUUCAUUUACAUAACAACAUAAUAACAAUCUCUUUACUUUAUUUGUUUGUUUAUAUGUUAAGUUACUAUAAUAAGUUACUAAAGUCACGGGAUUAUGACGUAGUGGAAAUUCUCGUCUUUUUUUUUUGUUUAAACCUAAUUAUAUAUCGUUAUAUCUUAUCAGAUACUUUAGUAACUAAUGAUAAUGUUUAA
Scheffersomyces coipomensis is the source of this 324-nucleotide messenger RNA. RefSeq lists its product as uncharacterized. Bases 1 to 324 code for a protein of 107 amino acids. The record is from RefSeq and is a predicted model, not a curated record. Lineage: Eukaryota; Fungi; Ascomycota; Pichiomycetes; Serinales; Debaryomycetaceae. The transcript has a single exon.